AUGACGGAAUCGCAAAAUCGUCAAAGCAGCGCAAGAUCGCCAAGCGCUGCACCUGGCCGGACACGCGUAGCUCGUGUGGCUUGCAAGGCGUGUCACGCAAGACGGGUAAAGUGUGACGCCGCUGAUGGGCAGCCGUGUUGGCAUUGUCGCACGCGCGAUGUUAUUUGUGAGUUGAUAGACUCCAAACGUGGAAAGUUGGUAGAAAAUUAUGAUAUGAGGAAGAAUUGGAGACUCAUGGGCUUAUAUUCUAGACGAAGUAAUGCGCAACGCGUGUCAAGAAGAAAGCAGGCGCAGAGUCCGGUUGAUCAACACGAUACAUUGAGCGACAGUAUCGCAGUAAUUACGCCUCAGAGUAACGAAAAUUCGCAAUACCAAGAUCAAAGCCAGCCUGUCCCUCCGACUAUCGCAAGGGAUAAUGAGCCGGGUUCUCAGCAACAGAGCUUGUCCGGGAAUGACAAGUCAUACUUCCUGGGCGACUCAAGCAGCUUAUCGUACAUCGUCGAGAUGAUAUGUAGUCCAAGAGGUGGUGUUAGCGAGCCCGUCAAAGUCCACUACCCCAUACCAGCAUCGAUAGCAGACCGCGCAAUUAUUCCAACACGACCCCAAGUGGAACCACUUAGUGUACGGGAUGCACUGACGAUGCCGCCAAAAGAGAUAUCCGACCGUCUCGUGUAUACCUUUUUCGAGAUCAUUCAUCCGCCUUAUCCGGUGAUAGACAGGCGUGCCUUUUCGGAGUUGUACAGACAGGACAAAGCGUCGCCUAUGCUUUUACAUGCGAUGUUCCUUGUCACGUUCAUUCUCUGCGAUGAGAGUCUUAUACAGGCUGCUGGGUUCAGUGAUCGGACCGCUGCUCGCAAACAUCAUUAUCUUCGAGCGAAAACACUGUAUGAUGUUGAUCAUGAGACUGACCGGAAUGUCCUCACAGCAGCAAUCUUUCUUUUGGGGUUUUGGUGGAAUGGACCGGAUGACCAGAAAGACUCGUGGUUCUGGCUUGGAUGUGCGACGUCUUGUGCGCAGUCUUUAGGGAUGUAUCGCUCGACGGUUGCUUCGAGGCUGAGUCCUGAGAAAAGAGCGUUGCGGAAACGAAUCUGGUGGUCCAUCUAUACUCGCGACCGACAUACCGCAGCAUGCCUCGGCAAGCCAUGCAGAAUCAGGGACGAAGACUGCGACAUCGAACCUCUGACUGAAGAAGACUUUUACUUUGACGACGAUCACAACGAUCCUCUAAUAGCCCGACAAGAAGAGUACCAUACGGCUCUCGCGAUAGAGAUGACGAAGGCUGCCGAGAUCCGUGAGUUCAUUUCUACCGAUGGCCUUUCCUCUCAGGUUACUAACCUUUGCCUAGUCGGAGAUAUCGUAAUCGCAGAAUACAGUCCUCGACGACCUGACUUGGAACAAUACAGACCAGACCGUCUGAAACAAAGACUUGAACAAUGGGAAGCACAGCUGCCAAAGUGCAUGCAGAGGGCCCAGCUUGAUGAGACACUGGGCCCAGCGUUCUGGGCGACCCAGUUGCACAUGGCUUACCAACCCAAGGCAAUUGAGGACCUCACACCGUCUGAAGCCGAAGGAGACAUUUGGGCGCGAAGGGCCGCUGAUUCCAUCACUCGUAUGACCGAGGAUCUCCUUGCGGUCGGAGCAAUGAGUAAGAGUCAAAUGCACAUGCAAGUCGACCUCGCCUCCAAUUCCACUCCGAGUCUAACCUGUUCUCAUGUCCCCGCUGUCUUCGGCGCCCUCUCCAUCCACACUCUCGUCAUCUGCCGCAAGGACCCCAUCCGACGACAACUCGCCGGCAACAAAUCACGGCAAUGCAUCCUCGCACUAAGUGAACUCGCAAAGCACUGGCCCGUAGGGCUAUGGAUCAUGAGAUUCUUCGGCAACCUCAUGCGAAGACUCACAGGUCAAGGGUCUGCAGUCUCAGCAGGCUCAAUAGUUGACGUGACGUCGCGCAUUGCAAACUGUAACCGUAAUGAAGACUCUACUCUGAAUACCUCCGCGGAAGUCAGUAGGGCAAUGUCUCAGACGUUGGCGGAGAAUGGUGGUUCGUUCACUGACGCCACAAACGCCCAAGUUGCUGGCGCUGUGAUGGAAACAAAUGAUCUGUUCCAACAGCCGGCAGAUCAGUUCGGUUUCGAUAAUUUUUGGGCGGAGAAUACCAUUGAUGUUGAUCUACUACUUCAACAUGGUUUAUGUCCAUUGCUGCCCGGCAACUUUGGUACUUUCCCGCCGUUGGCAGAUUCACAAGGCUAUUAG
This is a messenger RNA of Fusarium fujikuroi IMI 58289, 2253 nucleotides long. Its product is annotated as related to cutinase transcription factor 1 beta. The record is from RefSeq and is a predicted model, not a curated record. Gene Ontology annotation, molecular function: zinc ion binding; DNA-binding transcription factor activity, RNA polymerase II-specific; DNA binding. NCBI's taxonomy places the organism in Eukaryota, Fungi, Ascomycota, Sordariomycetes, Hypocreales, Nectriaceae. Gene Ontology annotation, biological process: regulation of DNA-templated transcription; DNA-templated transcription.